CCCGAACCUGCGGACGCCAUGCACAGGAAACACCUCCAGGAGAUUCCCCACCAGAGUAGCAACGUUACCACCAGCUUCACGUGGGGAUGGGAUUCUAGCAAGACUUCUGAACUGCUUUCAGGCAUGGGGGUCUCCGCCCUGGAGAAGGAGGAGGUGGAGAGUGAGAACACCCCCCAGGAACUGCUUUCAAACCUGAGCCACCUGCAGAGCCCCCCACGAACAUGGCUAAAGAGCAAAGGGAAUGGCAAGGACUUUGUCCGCAGACCUAAGCUAAAUCGAGAGAACUUUCCAGGUGUUUCAUGGGACUCCCUUCCAGACGAGCUGCUCUUAGGAAUCUUCUCCUGUCUGUGCCUCCCUGAACUUCUGAAAGUCUCCAGUGUUUGUAAGAGAUGGUAUCAUCUAGCGUUUGACGAGUCUCUGUGGCAGACCUUAGACCUCACCGGCAGAAACCUCCACCCAGAUGUGGUUGGUCGGCUGCUGUCUCCAGGGGUGGUUGCCUUCCGCUGCCCACGAUUGUUUAUGGACCAACCGUUUGUUGAACGUUUCAGCCCUUUUUGUGUACAGAACACGGACCUGUCGAACUCGGUGAUCGAUGUGUCUACCCUCCACCGCCUUCUGUCUCACUGCUGCAAAUUGCAGAAUCUCGGCCUAGAAGACCUACGGCUUUCGGAUCCCAUUGUGAAUAAUCUUGCUCAGAACACAAAUUUAGUGCGAUUAAACCUUUCUGGGUGUUCUGGAUUCUCUGAAUCUGCCCUGAAGACUUUGCUGAGCAGCUGUUGCAGAUUGGAUGAACUGAACCUCUCCUGGUGCUAUGAAUUCACUGAAAAGCAUGUGCAGGUGGCUGUCGCACACGUGUCAGAGACCGUCACCCAGCUGAAUCUCAGUGGGUACCGAAAGAAUCUGCAGAGAUCGGAUAUCUCUGCCUUAGUUGGAAGAUGUCCCAGUCUUGUCCACCUAGACUUAAGCGAUAGUGUCACGCUGAAAAGUGACUGCUUUCCGGAAUUUUUCCAGCUCAACUACCUCCAACACCUAUCACUCGGUCGGUGCUAUGACAUAAUACCUGAAACUUUACUUGAACUCGGAGAAAUUCCCACACUAAAAACACUACAAGUCUUUGGGAUCGUGCCAGACAGUACCCUUCAACUAUUAAAGGAAGCCCUUCCUCAUCUACAAAUUAAUUGUUCCCUUUUCACCACCAUCGCCAGGCCAACCACUGGCAACAAAAAGAACCAGGAGAUAUGGGGCAUCAGAUGCCAACUGACACUGCAGAAGCCCAGUUGCCUAUGAAGUAUCUAUUGCAGGAUGGUGUCUCCUCUUUUCUUUGAACAGGGAAAGUAGGCAGGAAGCCCAAUUGUGGAGAGCUCAGCUAUUUUUAUUCUUGGUUUUCUCUUGCCUUCAUUCUACAAGUAUAUUAGAGAACCGUUGGAGGGAGAAAACUAUGAAGUGUUGCUUUUGAAAAAUGACUAUGAAAGCUUUUAUCACUGCUAUAUCCUUAAGAGCCUAAGCUGUAUGCCUUUUGAAAUUUUAGGAGAGUGAGCCUAUAACUUCAAGACACCUUAAAGAGCAAACUUUGAGCCACCUCUUCCAAGUGCCCUUCUUAUUAAAUCUAUUUAGAAUCGAGCUUAAA
Messenger RNA from Physeter macrocephalus (sperm whale), 1627 nucleotides. Its product is annotated as S-phase kinase-associated protein 2-like. Gene Ontology annotation, molecular function: protein binding. The coding region runs from base 19 to 1287 and encodes 422 amino acids. Gene Ontology annotation, biological process: SCF-dependent proteasomal ubiquitin-dependent protein catabolic process; G2/M transition of mitotic cell cycle; regulation of cell cycle. The transcript has a single exon. NCBI's taxonomy places the organism in Eukaryota, Metazoa, Chordata, Mammalia, Artiodactyla, Physeteridae. The record is from RefSeq and is a predicted model, not a curated record. Gene Ontology annotation, cellular component: cytosol; nucleus; SCF ubiquitin ligase complex.